Molecule: messenger RNA, 1068 nt
Organism: Cylindrotheca closterium
Lineage: Eukaryota; Bacillariophyta; Bacillariophyceae; Bacillariales; Bacillariaceae
Source: the annotation of a GenBank genome assembly
AUGUCUGAAAACGCUAAAGAUGUUAUGGAGCAGAUAAGCUACAAAUUCAAGUUCAAGAAGGACAAGAUUGAACAGCCUGAAAGCUACCUUGGAGCGGGUGUCAAAAGAAAGGUUUUAGACGGUCAGCACAUGUGGAAUAUGUCCAGUUAUGACUAUGUUACAGCUGCUGUGAAGAACGUCAAAGCAACCCUGAAAGACAAUCAGAGGUGGAACUUACCAAAGAAAGCCGUCACUCCAAUGAAUAGCGAUUAUACACCAGAGCUAGAUGGUUCAAGUGAGUUAAACGCACAUGACCACACAUACUUUCAAGAAUUGAUUGGGGUCUUAAGGUGGGCCACGGAGAUCGGACUCGUUGAUAUUCUACUGGAAGUUUCUCUUUUGAGUCAAUACCAGGCAGGGCCAGGGGAAGGACACAUGGAACAAUUGUUGCGGAUUUUUGCCUACUUGGAUCAACACCCAAAGAUGACCCUAUACUUUGAUUGGAGGAUCCCAAACGCAGAUUUUUCUGGAGUCAAGUCAUCGUACAAAGAGUUCCGUACUCUAUACAGAGAUGCUGAGGAACAAUUGCCAUCGAACAUGCCAAAACCAAGAGGUAGGCGAUUGGGAAGCUUGGCAUACGUUGAUGCCUCGCAUGCAGCAAACAAGAAGACUCGUAGAUCGCAUACCGGCUAUGCCAUCUUCUUGAAUAGGGCGCCUAUUGUUCGGCACAGCUGGAGGCAGAAUACAGUGGAGGCCAGCACUUUUGGGGCUGAAUUUAUUGCUUUGAAAUCAUGUAUUGAAGCAAUUGCGCACUUAAGCUACAAGUUGCGUAUGUUUGGGAUCCCACUGGAUGAGGAACCAACACAGGCGUUAGUGGACAAUGAAGCGGUUGUUAAAAACUUGUCAUUGGUAGAAUCUAUGUUGAACAAAAAGCACAAUUCAAUUGCUUAUCAUUAUGCACGUUGGAAUGUGGCAGCUCGGGUGAUUGCAGUUUCAUGGAUUGAUGGCGCAAUCAAUAUUGCAGAUGCAUUUACAAAGCGAUUAACACAAAUGAGGAGAGAAAACCUUUUUGAUUCUUGGGUUUAUUGA